CAGACGCCGGGCCCGCGGCGCGGCAGCAGGUGGCCUCAGGUCCGAGACCGAGAUCCUGCACGGCUUUUGGUCGGCUUCUCUCGCUCGGCUUCUCCGCCGCUGAGACCCGCCCUGCAGAGUCGGCGCCCUGGGACCUGGCAGGCGGGGUUCGGAGCUCGGGAUCCACAGCAGGUGCCGGCGCGGAGCUGCUGCGCCUGCCGGGGAGGGACCCCAGCCCCCUUCGCUCGUCGUGCGGCUCGUGUCACACACCGUGAGCUGGAUUCCCAGGAACCAUGGUGUCGGAAGUCCUGUUGGUGUCUGCUCCAGGGAAAGUCAUCCUUCAUGGAGAACAUGCUGUAGUCCAUGGCAAGGUGGCACUGGCUGUGGCCUUGAACUUGAGAACAUUCCUCAGGCUUCAGCGCCACAGCGAUGGAAAAGUGGACCUCAAUUUACCAAACAUUGGCAUCAGGAGGGCCUGGGAUGUGGCCAGCUUUCAGCAGCUGGACACGAGCUUUCUGGAACAAGGUGGCACCACAGUGCCCACCCCUGAGCAAAUGGAGAAGCUGAAGGAGGUGGCAGGCCUGACCGAGGACUGUCCCAACCACGAGUGCCUGGCUGUGCUGGCCUUCAUUUAUUUGUACCUGUCCAUCUGCCGGAAGCAGAGGACCCUGCCCAGCAUGGACAUCACAGUGUGGUCAGAGCUACCUGCUGGGGCCGGGUUGGGCUCCAGUGGCGCCUAUUCCGUGUGCUUGGCAGCCGCCCUUCUGACCAUAUCUGGGGUGAUUGCAAACCCCCUGAAGGACGGAGAGCCCGUCAGCAGGUGGAGCUCGGAGGAAUUGGAAUUAAUUAAUAAGUGGGCCUUCCAGGGGGAGAAGGUGAUUCAUGGAAACCCUUCCGGAGUGGACAACGCAGUCAGCACCUGGGGAGGAGCGCUACGGUACCAGGAAGGAAAGAUUACACCCUUGAAGAGGCCACCGACUCUGAAGAUCCUGCUGACCAACACCAAGGUCCCUCGCAGCACCAAGGUGCUGGUGAGCAGCGUCAAGAGCAGGCUGCUGAAGUUCCCGGACAUCAUGGCCCCCCUCCUGACCUCCAUCAAUGCCAUUUCCCUGGAGUGCGAGCGAGUGCUGGGAGAGAUGGCUGCGGCCCCCACCCCGGAGCACUACCUCGUGCUGGAAGAGCUCAUCGACAUGAAUCAGCACCAUCUGAAUGCCCUGGGUGUGGGCCAUGCCUCACUGGACCAGCUGUGCCAGGUGACCAGGGCCCACGGACUGCACAGCAAGCUCACCGGCAGUGGUGGCGGCGGCUGUGGCAUCACACUCCUCAGGACAGAUAUGGAGCGGCCAGAGGUGGAAGCCACAAAGCAGGCACUGGAAAGCUGUGGGUUUGACUGCUGGGAAACCAGCAUCGGCACCCCUGGAGUCUCCGUGCACUCAGCCACCUCCCUGGACUUGCCUGUCCAGCAGGGCCUGGACAACCUCUGACAUGAGCCCACGCUGCUGCAGCCCCAACAAGAAGCC
Molecule: messenger RNA, 1499 nt
Organism: Talpa occidentalis (Iberian mole)
Lineage: Eukaryota; Metazoa; Chordata; Mammalia; Eulipotyphla; Talpidae
Gene: MVK
Product: mevalonate kinase
Exons: 11
Coding region: 273-1463 (396 amino acids)
Biological process (GO): isoprenoid biosynthetic process; cholesterol biosynthetic process
Cellular component (GO): cytoplasm
Molecular function (GO): mevalonate kinase activity; ATP binding
Source: RefSeq, a predicted model, not a curated record